CAUUCGUCACCACCGCAAUGCGACCAUGAAGCCGCGUCUAUUCUCAACAUUGCGCCGCCUGCAGCAUGAGAACCCCCUGGGGCUCCCACGCUCUGGCGCGCCGCCGCAGCUGCCUCGCAUGCAGCGCGGCCUGCCGCAAAAGCGAAGCAUCAAAGACGUGAAGAAGGUCAUUGCCGUCUCUUCCGCCAAGGGAGGAGUCGGGAAGAGCACCAUUGCAGUAAAUCUGGCCCUCAGCUUCGCGCGCAGCGGGUACAGAGCUGGCGUCCUCGACACUGACAUCUUCGGCCCGUCGAUACCCACCUUGUUGAAUCUCUCCGGCGAACCCAGACUCUCAGCCAAUAACCAACUCAUACCGCUGUCCAAUUAUGGCCUCAAGAGCAUGUCUAUGGGCUACCUGGUCCCAGAAUCCUCGCCGGUAGCAUGGCGUGGGCUCAUGGUAAUGAAAGCCUUGCAGCAGCUCCUCCACGAGGUUGAGUGGGGUGGCCUUGACGUUCUCGUCCUCGAUCUACCGCCUGGGACCGGCGAUGUGCAGUUGACAAUUACCCAACAGCUCAUUCUUGAUGGCGCCAUCAUCGUAUCCACUCCUCAGGAUCUUGCCCUCAAAGAUGCUGUCAAAGGCGUCGAGCUCUUCCGCAAAGUGAACACAAAUAUCCUCGGGCUUGUGUGUAACAUGAGCGGCUUCCAGUGUCCUGGUUGCGGGGAGACGCAUAACGUGUUCGGAGAUAUGAACAGAUUAAGAGACAUGUGCCGCACGUACGACAUGAGGCUACUGGGUGAGCUUCCGCUGCAUGCUGCUAUGGGUGCUGGGGCUGAAGGGGGGAAGCCUACCGUGGUCGCGGAACCAGACAGUUCCAGAGCGCACAUUUUUGCAGCCAUGGCGAACGAAGUGGCCCGGAUCAUAGACUUAGGAAAGUGAUCAGCGAAACAUUCACAUGCCAGAAAAACAGUCAAUCAGCUCAUCUGUUUGAUUGAACUUCUGGCAAGACUCGUUUGUCGCUCGAUUUCACGAUCGCGUGUCAUCGCGUGGGUGUGGAUGCACCACCGAGACGAACGGGAAAUUUUCACCCCUCGUCCAAUGAGAACAUUAAGUCCAGUAAAAUCUACCAAAAGCCUGGAUCGCAUGGGACACUCUACGGACAUCUCGAGUGUUCUCACCCAACUACGCAUGUGGCUCGGCCCGAGCAACGACAGCCUAGUCACAGCGCUAGUCAUACUUGAUGAUGUCCAAGUUGGCGACCGCGAGAUUUCACUCCAGACCACAAGAUCAACCCCUAUCGCAAAUACGUUUCAAUAAACGUUUCAUGGCAGAUGACAUCGUUC
Messenger RNA from Paraphaeosphaeria sporulosa, 1320 nucleotides. Its product is annotated as P-loop containing nucleoside triphosphate hydrolase protein. Gene Ontology annotation, cellular component: mitochondrion. NCBI's taxonomy places the organism in Eukaryota, Fungi, Ascomycota, Dothideomycetes, Pleosporales, Didymosphaeriaceae. Bases 26 to 916 code for a protein of 296 amino acids. The record is from RefSeq and is a predicted model, not a curated record. Gene Ontology annotation, biological process: mitochondrial respiratory chain complex I assembly; iron-sulfur cluster assembly. Gene Ontology annotation, molecular function: ATP-dependent FeS chaperone activity; 4 iron, 4 sulfur cluster binding; ATP binding. The transcript has 4 exons.